Nestor notabilis (Kea) is the source of this 1944-nucleotide messenger RNA. It is a transcript of the gene SLCO2B1, whose product is annotated as solute carrier organic anion transporter family, member 2B1. NCBI's taxonomy places the organism in Eukaryota, Metazoa, Chordata, Aves, Psittaciformes, Psittacidae. The transcript has 13 exons. The annotation marks the transcript as partial. Gene Ontology annotation, cellular component: membrane. Gene Ontology annotation, molecular function: protein binding; zinc ion binding; bile acid transmembrane transporter activity. Gene Ontology annotation, biological process: transmembrane transport; bile acid and bile salt transport; sodium-independent organic anion transport. The record is from RefSeq and is a predicted model, not a curated record.
CUCACAGUAACCCUGCUGGAUGUUCUCUUUUUGUCUUGGCAGUUCUUUGUUUUCUGCCAUGGGUUUCUCCAGCUCUCCCAGCUCCUGGUCUCUGGUUAUCUGAAGAGCUCCAUCUCCACCAUCGAGAGACGAUACGGCCUCUCCAGCCAGACCUCAGGGCUGCUCGCUUCCUUCAAUGAGGUUGGGAACACGUUGCUGAUCGUCUUCAUAAGUUACUUCGGGAGCCGGGUGCACAGACCUCGCUUCAUCGGCUGCGGUGCCAUCCUUGUCUCCUUGGCCGGGUUCCUCAUGUCUCUACCCCACUUCAUAACUGGACCCUACAAGUAUGACCAGUCCAUUGCCAGCAUGUUCAGCAACAUGACCGACCUCUGCCAGCCCAGGGUCCAGGGGUCCCAAGAGAACAUCAGUGAUGCCGGCUGCACCCCCCAUGCUGCCAGGGAGAACCACGAGGUUCUCCUCGUCAUGUUCAUCGCCCAGGCGCUGCUGGGCAUCGGUGGUGUCCCCAUCCAGCCCUUUGGAAUCUCCUACAUUGACGACUUUGCCAGUGAGAGGAACUCCCCCCUCUAUUUGGGCAUCUUGUUCUCGGUGACUGUCAUCGGGCCGGGGGUGGCCUUCAUGCUGGGCUCUGCCAUGCUGCGCUUCUACGUGGACAUUGACAAAGUCACUGGAGGUGAAGUCCAGCUCACAAACAAGGACCCGCGGUGGGUCGGAGCCUGGUGGUUGGGUUUCCUGGUCGCAGCCAGUCUCGUGGCCUUGUCUUCGGUGCCUUAUUUCUUCUUCCCACGGGAAAUGCCAAAAGAGGUGGCGAGUGGGAAGGAGAGUGACAGCAAGAAGAGCGAGGACGUGCUCAGCCAGCUCAGGUCGGGGUCUGAACACGUGCAGAACCUCUCUCUAACAGAGUUCGUCAAACAUUUCCCCCUGGUGCUGUUGAGGAAUGUGCGUCAUCCCGUCUACCUGCUGGUGGUGCUGGCUCAGGUCAACCUCUCUGCCAUGGUUGCUGGAUUAGCCACAUUCAUGGGGAAGUUCCUGGAGAGGCAGUUCUCCCUCACAGCGUCCUUAGCCAACAUGAUCAUCGGUGCUGUGAACAUCCCUGGGGCCAUGGUCGGCAUCGUGGUCGGUGGUGCCAUCCUGAAGCGGUUCCAGAUGUCCUUGAGGCAAUGCAGCGCCAUGUGCGUCCUGGGCAUGUUCCUCUGCCUGCUCCUGGCUUUCCCCCUCCUCUUCCUCGGCUGCCCCACGCAGAAGGUCGCAGGUGUUACCUACAGUGAGAGCUCUGUAUUUGGACACCAUGCCUUGGAGUGCAACCUCCAGUGCAACUGCCCUGAGAAAGCCUAUAACCCCAUCUGCGGCUCCAAUGCUGUUGAAUACAUCUCACCCUGUUCUGCUGGCUGCAGGGGUGUGAAUAUCGGUGCAGACAACAACUCAGUCCUGAACUACACCAACUGCAGCUGCAUCUCUGACAACGGGCUCAUGGGCUUUGCCGGCACCGGCUGCUCCCACCUCUUCCUGCCCUUUGUGAUCCUGUCCUGCCUGGCAGGGAUCCUUGCCAGCACGUCCCACACGCCGUCCUUCAUGCUUAUCCUCAGGAGCAUCCAGCCUGAAGACAAAUCCUUUGCUGUCGGGGUACAGUUCAUGCUGCUGAGAGUUUUAGCCUGGAUGCCAGGACCUGUUCUGUACGGCAGUGCCAUCGACACGACCUGCAUCCUCUGGGAGAAAAAGUGUGACAGGAAAGCAGCCUGCAGAUACUAUGACAAUAACCUCUUCAGGCAAAGGUAUCUUGGUCUCCAGUUUUUCUUUGAGGUUGGUGCCUUCCUGUGCUUUGUGACGGUGUAUGUGAUCCUGAGACGGCAGGAGAGGGAAGCCAGCAGUGCGGCACGGACAAAGGCGGACCCAGAGAAGGAGAAACUGGCAGGAAACUCCCUAAAGAACCCAGAAUCCAAAGUGUGA